GCUUCUGUGGGGACAGGACGGGAGUGUCAGCGCCCAGAAUCGGCCCCGGCCCGGACGCCCAGGGCAACAACUCUAACUCAGAGGAACUCACCAUGCCGGCGGUGACGCGAGGAAAAACGCAACGCGAGCAGAACCGGAAGAGGCUUUGGCACCACUUCCGGAUUACGGGUAUCCGCCCCUUCGUUCCCGGAAGUGGAGAGGAGCGGCGUUGCCAUGGCGGCGACCCUGGGGCAGGUGCUGGCUCUGGUGCUGGUGGCCGCUCUGUGGGGUGGCACACAGCCGCUGCUGAAGCGGGCCUCCUCGCACCUGCAGCAGGUUCAUGAGCGGACCUGGGCCCGGCAGUUGCUGCAGGAGACGAAGACCCUCUUCCUGAAUACUGAGUACCUGAUGCCCUUUUCCCUCAACCAGUGUGGCUCCCUUCUCUACUACCUCACCUUGGCAUCAACAGAUCUGACCCUAGCUGUGCCCAUCAGUAACUCUCUGGCCAUCAUCUUUACACUGAUUGUUGGGAAGGUCCUUGGAGAAGAUAUUGGUGGAAAACGAGCAUUCGCAGGCAUGGUGCUCACCGUGGCAGGAAUUACACUCUGCAUCACAAGCUCAGUGACCAAGACCCAGGGGCAACCAUCUACGCCUUGAGUGGACCAAGGCCACCCUCCGGCUCUGCUGUCUCCAGGAAGCCCCUGGGCCAUGAGGUAGAGGCAGUGAGCAUGCGGACUUAGCCCUCCCACCCCCCUCCACCCCCCAGCCUCAGCUUCCUCAUCUCUUGGGAUAAUAGCUACCUCAUGGAUCGUAGUAAGAGAACAAAAGUGAAAGGGUUUUGUAACUUCCACGUGCUGUUCACCUGCUCGGAUUUAGCACAAGAGACUUCACACUCACCCUCACCCUCAGCAACCUUUCUGCCCCAGCAGCACUCUUUCUGCUGUCAUGUCAGGCCCCAGGCCCCCAGGCCUGCCACUGUUCCUGUGCCUGACCCAGACUAUCCCAGCAGCUGGUUGGUGGACCGCAGAACUCCAGCUGCAAGAAGAGAGCCAGCUAC
Balaenoptera ricei (Rice's whale) is the source of this 1036-nucleotide messenger RNA. It is a transcript of the gene TMEM234, whose product is annotated as transmembrane protein 234. The transcript has 5 exons. Lineage: Eukaryota; Metazoa; Chordata; Mammalia; Artiodactyla; Balaenopteridae. Bases 214 to 636 code for a protein of 140 amino acids. The record is from RefSeq and is a predicted model, not a curated record.